Synchiropus splendidus (mandarinfish) is the source of this 1246-nucleotide messenger RNA. RefSeq names its product alcohol dehydrogenase class-3 chain L. NCBI's taxonomy places the organism in Eukaryota, Metazoa, Chordata, Actinopteri, Syngnathiformes, Callionymidae. Bases 46 to 1176 code for a protein of 376 amino acids. The transcript is spliced from 9 exons. Gene Ontology annotation, molecular function: S-(hydroxymethyl)glutathione dehydrogenase [NAD(P)+] activity; zinc ion binding. Gene Ontology annotation, cellular component: cytosol. Gene Ontology annotation, biological process: formaldehyde catabolic process. The record is from RefSeq and is a predicted model, not a curated record.
AAGAGCAACUCUUGUGCAAGACCAGGACCUUGGAGGUGAAGCGGAAUGGCGACUACAGGGAAGGUGAUCCGGUGCCGAGCCGCGGUAGCAUGGGAGGCCGGGAAGCCCCUCACCUUGGAGGAGGUGGAGGUGGCGCCUCCCAAAGCUGGGGAGGUCCGUGUGAAGAUUGCCGCCACAGGAAUCUGUCACACUGACUCCUACACCCUGAGUGGCUCUGACCCAGAGGGGGUGUUCCCUGUAAUUCUGGGCCACGAGGGGGCUGGCGUCGUGGAAAGUGUUGGAGAAGGAGUCACCAAGUUCCAGCCAGGGGACACGGUCAUCCCCUUGUAUGUACCGCAGUGCGGCGAGUGCAAGUUCUGUCGGAACCCAAAAACCAAUCUCUGUCAGAAGAUAAGGUUGACUCAAGGAAAAGGCCUGAUGCCCGAUGGUACUUCCCGCUUCACUUGCAAGGGCAAGACCCUGUUCCACUUCAUGGGAUGCAGCACCUUCUCAGAGUACACAGUUGUCGCAGAUAUUUCCUUGGCCAAAGUAAACCACCAGGCACCUUUGGACAAAGUGUGCCUGCUGGGCUGUGGGAUCACCACCGGCUACGGCGCUGCACUGAACACGGCCAAAGUGGAGGACUCUUCCACCUGUGCCGUCUUUGGCUUAGGGGCACUGGGCCUCGCCGCCAUCAUGGGCUGUCAAGCUGCCGGCGCUGGGAAGAUCAUUGGCAUUGACAUCAACCCAGAGAAGUUUGAAACAGCUCGCCGCUUCGGUGCCACCGAUCUUUUGAACCCAAAUGACUACACCAAGCCGAUCCAAGAGGUUCUGGUUGAGAUGACAGAUGGGGGCGUUGACUAUUCUUUCGAAUGCGUUGGGAACGUUGGUAUCAUGAGGGCAGCGUUGGAGGCCUGUCAUAAAGGAUGGGGCACAAGCGUCAUCAUCGGUGUGGCAGCAGCUGGACAAGAGAUAUCUACACGUCCAUUUCAGCUGGUCACAGGACGAACCUGGAAGGGCACUGCUUUUGGAGGCUACAAGAGUGUCGAGAGUGUCCCCAGGUUGGUGGACGAUUACCUCAAGAAGAAGCUGAUGGUGGAUGAGUUUGUGACUCACACGCUGCCUUUCCACAAGAUCACAGAGGGUUUUGGCCUCAUGCACGCAGGGAAAUGCAUUCGCGUCGUCCUCCAGUUCUAGAAGAUUCCUCUUCAUGUUUACUCAAAGUUUAAUAAAGGACUUUGACUCGGCGGCACAAGUUGGUUUUUAU